AUGCCCAGCGCAACCUCUUCCGGCUUCGACGCCUCGGGCGGACCGACCCGGUCGCGAGAUCAUAACCAAGGAAACCAGGAACGCAAGUGUACUCCCGAGCAGAAAGCAGCGGUCCUGCGAAUCCGGCGGUGCAAGGCGACCUCCUUCUACGACAUCUUAGAUCUCGAGGCCGUACGGACGACGUGCAGCGAUGCCGAUAUCAAGAAGGCUUACCGCAAGCAGUCCCUACUCACGCACCCGGACAAGAACGGUCACGAACAUGCAGACGAGGCUUUCAAGAUGGUCAGCCGUGCCUUCGGCGUGCUAGGCGACAAGGAGAAGCGCGAAAAGUACGACCGCUUCGGUACCGAUCCGGAUAGUAGGUUUGAGAGCGCGAGGGCCCAGGCUAGCAAUCCAUUUAAUAAUUUUGGUGGUAUGAGACCUGGUGGAGGGCCGGGGGCAGGAUUUGGCGGGGGAGGCAUGUGGGAAGACGAGAUUAGCCCGGAGGAAAUGUUCCAGAGAUUCUUCGGUGGUGCUUUUGGUGGUCCUUUCGGAGGGUUCGAUACAGGACCGCAGUUUGUAUUUAACAUCGGCGGAAACAGGGGCUUCCGCGUACACCAGAUGGGAGGAGCAAAUCCGCGUAGGAGACCUCGGGAAGCUGAAGGUCAGCAGCGGCGUCAGACAGGUUGGGAUACGCUCAUCAGCCUGUUACCGAUCCUAUUUUUAUUUGUGUUCCCGCUGCUAUCGUCUAUAUUUUCAGGCGGCGAAACGCAACCGGCAGUACCCUCGAUGGUUUUCGACGCGGCUGUGCCGCCUCUAACUUACCACCGAACUACCCCCAAACUUGGAGUCGAUUACUAUGUAAAUCCAGCUCAGGUGGUUGACUGGAACGACUACCAAUUUCGUCAGUUAGAUAAAGAGGCCGAGGUCGGUUUCGUGCGCGUCCUCCGCCGCCGCUGCGAUACUGAGAUGCGCACCAAACGCGACCUAAUCGACAAGGCGCAAGGGUGGUUCUUCCCGGAUCCAGACAAGAUGAAGAUUGCCGACCAGUUUGAGAUGACAUCAUGUAAGCGUAUGGAUGCCCUAGGUAUCUCGCGGUAG
Daldinia childiae is the source of this 1080-nucleotide messenger RNA. Its product is annotated as putative J domain-containing protein C17A3.05c. Gene Ontology annotation, cellular component: endoplasmic reticulum membrane. Gene Ontology annotation, molecular function: Hsp70 protein binding. The transcript is spliced from 2 exons. Gene Ontology annotation, biological process: cellular response to misfolded protein. The coding region runs from base 1 to 1080 and encodes 359 amino acids. The record is from RefSeq and is a predicted model, not a curated record. NCBI's taxonomy places the organism in Eukaryota, Fungi, Ascomycota, Sordariomycetes, Xylariales, Hypoxylaceae.